This is a messenger RNA of Hypomesus transpacificus, 1176 nucleotides long. RefSeq names its product pyridoxal (pyridoxine, vitamin B6) kinase b (gene pdxkb). Bases 193 to 1122 code for a protein of 309 amino acids. NCBI's taxonomy places the organism in Eukaryota, Metazoa, Chordata, Actinopteri, Osmeriformes, Osmeridae. The record is from RefSeq and is a predicted model, not a curated record. Gene Ontology annotation, molecular function: pyridoxal kinase activity. The transcript is spliced from 11 exons. Gene Ontology annotation, cellular component: cytosol. Gene Ontology annotation, biological process: pyridoxal 5'-phosphate salvage.
AGAAUAAUGAUGUCUCGUCAGUGAGCGUGCCUGUGUGGGUCCAUGUCCUUCAGCUCACUGGCUGUUGGAGCUGCGGUUACCAUCACCGACAACACGACAACACUGUGGAUCGGGGACUGAUUCGGGACCGCUGCUUAUUCUGCAGCCCAAGACACCGAACCGCCUGGAUUUAACGGGUUGUAUUACUACUGGAUGCACGAGAUGGAAUGCCGAGUGUUGUCGAUCCAGAGUCACGUCGUCAGGGGAUAUGUGGGCAACAAAUCGGCGUCGUUCCCGUUGCAGGUGCUGGGCUUUGAGGUAGAUUCUAUCAACUCUGUGCAGUUCUCUAAUCACACAGGUUACUCCCACUGGAAAGGCCAGGUGUUGACAGCUGACGAGCUGCAUGUUCUAUAUGAAGGGAUCAAGCUGAACAACGUCCAUCACUACGACUACGUUCUCACAGGCUACAACAGAGACACAUCCUUCCUUGAGAUGGUGGUGGACAUCAUUCAGGAGCUGAAGAGAGCAAACCCUAACCUCGUCUAUGUGUGUGAUCCAGUACUGGGAGACCAUGGCUCUAUGUAUGUUCCCGAGAACCUCCAUCCUGUCUACAAGAACAAGGUGGUUCCUGUCGCAGACAUCAUCACACCCAACCAGUUCGAAGCAGAGUUGUUAACAGGGAAGAACAUCAGCACAGAGAAGGAUGCUGUGGAGGUGAUGGACCUGCUCCAUAAGAUGGGUCCCGACACGGUGGUGAUCACCAGCUCUGAUCUCCCCUCACGCCUUGGAGACCGCUUCCUGGUGUCCCUGGGCAGUCAGAGGACUGUGCUGCCAGAUGGGACCAAGUCCACCCAGCGCGUCAGGAUGGAGGUGCCCAAGGUGGAUGCUGUGUUUGUGGGGACAGGAGAUCUGUUUGCUGCCAUGCUGCUGGCCUGGACACACCACCACCCCAACGACCUCAAGACUGCGUGUGAGAAGACCUUCUCAGUCAUGCAUCACGUGAUCCAGAGGACCAUCUCUUAUGCUCACGACCUGGCGGGCCCUGGCCGGCGUCCCAGCCCCCCCCAGCUGGAGCUGAGGAUGGUUCAGAGCAAGGCUGACAUUGAGGAGCCCGCCAUCGUCAUGGAGGCCACCGUCCUAUAGAGGCCCGCCCCCCCCCCCACCACCACCACCACCACGGUCCCCCCAGCCCUGGCC